AUGCGUUUCAUUUCAACUUUGUCAAUUUGCCUUUUAAUAUUCACAGGAGUUGCAUCACAAAGUGAAACCGAUCCGGAUAUUUUUGAUUUUGAAUCGACUGUCACAACUCGUGCUCCCGAACCAGAGUUUUCAUUUGACUCAGAAGUUAAUGAAGGGUCAGAUGUAUUCGAAGUGAGCACCGCCGUCGUCGGAUUAUUCUCUGAACCGAUGGAAAUUGAUAGUCCUUCUAAAGCUUUGGCUGCUGCAGCUGCAGCUGCUAAUGACCAAAAAUCGACUGAAUCAAUUGUAUCAGAGAAUGAUGGAGAGAAUGAAGAAAACAUUCCGGAUCCAUUCGGAAACUAUGAUUUGACAACCGAAGAUGAUUCGAAAACGUCUUCAGCUUCAACUUCUCCCACAACAUCAAUAACCUCCGAGGCCUUCACACCUGAAGCUACGACAAUCUCUGAGGUUCAUGAUGCUACAUCUACAACUUCUUUACCAACAACGGAAGAAACUGUUGUUUCCGUUACUGAUCAAGUUUUAGAAACUCGUGUUCUUAAGGAAAAGGAAGAAGCUGUAACUUCAUCCUUCAAACCUUCCACAGAAACAACCGAGAAUGACGUCACCACUGUUCUUCCACAAACAUCUUCGGAAUCUAUAGUUGAAGUUGCUGAAGUUACAGAACCUGAAAUUUCUUCUUCUUCCACGCAGAUCUCCGAAGAACCAGUCACGAGCUCAUUGACUCCAUCAACAUCAACAGAAGAUUCUGAAUCUGAAGGAGAGCCAUUUGAUUCCGAGGGACUCAGUGGCCUUUUCGAGCCAGAUGGGUCACCAACGCAGAUUACCAGGGAAGAGACACCAGCAUUCCCCAUUGUUCAGUUACCAGAAGAAAAUGACAAGAUUCUCGAAAACAAACCAAUUUCAAUUUCUCCUUCUUCUUUCUCACCAACAGCUUCCACGGAAACUCUUGAAAUAACAACAUCUGAUUCAAGUGAAAAUGAUUUUUCGACUACUCCAAUUGUAAUUGCGGAAGAGAGAACGACAUCUGAAGAUGUUAUAUCCAGUUCGACGAUUAUGCCAAUAGAAAUGGAAACCGUUGCCACAGCAGAUGAAUCAUCUAUUGAAGAAUUAACUGAUGCUUCUACCAUCCCAACAUCUACAGAACAACCAAUCAUCAUCUCAUCUGAAUCAUCAUCCGUCGAUGUUACAACAGAAUCUACCACAGAGAGUGUUGUUUCAUCAACUACUGAGAAAACUGAAACGACAAAUGAACUUACAUCAACAACAACAACAACAACAACUUCUGAAAGCACAACUUCAACACCUCUAACUUCGGAGGCUACAAGUCAAAUUAAUACAUCAGCUGUCGCCAGUUUAGCAAACCGCCCAGCGAUUCCUGCUUCUUACAAAGCAGAUUUAGUGCUUCGCUUAACAGAUCUCGAUUAUGUCCUUGAAUUUGGUGACGAAAAGAGUGGAAAAUUCAAUAAGUUAAGAGAACAAGUAACACCUCAGGUGACAGAGAUACUCAAAGAAAUCAUUGGACAUAAUUUUGUGUCCUAUGAAAUUCAAUCCUUCAAAAAAGGCUCUGUUAUAGUUAACGGAGACAUCAUCACUCGCAAUGAAAUUGCUAACGUAGAGGAAGUCGCAUCCAAAAUUGAGUCUCAUAUUUCCCAUAACUCUCAAAAACUUGGGCAACACACAGUUGAUCCCAGAAGUAUUACCGUAAACGGAAUCGCUUCUAGAAACUUCAUUGAACACAUCCAGGCAUCAUAUGAGACAUCAGCUCCAUCAGUGUUCCUUAUUGGCUCUGUCAUAACAAUAGCUGUUAUCGUUGUUCUUGUUGUAGCUAUCCUCGUUAUUUUCCUAUACAAUAGAAGGUCGAAUGGUGGCAUGAAGUUAAAGGAAGAUGAGCUUUCUAGAACUGAGAAAGGAUCUACUGCUACCUAUGAUAAUCCAACAACACCUGUCAACUUGAAGUCAUACAACAACCCGGACCAUAAACCAACAACUCCGUCAAUGAUGACGACCCUCACCAUCAAUAGUGAUGAGAGAGAAAUCUUUUAA
Molecule: messenger RNA, 2043 nt
Organism: Auanema sp. JU1783
Lineage: Eukaryota; Metazoa; Nematoda; Chromadorea; Rhabditida; Rhabditidae
Source: the annotation of a GenBank genome assembly